CUGCUUGCUCAUAGAGAGAUAAUCCCGUACCAGCAGCUCAAACAAUCUGCAUGGAGAUGGAGAACCAAAACAAACGACGUGACAUCAGCAGCGAUGAUCUGAUAGGCGAACGCACUGGAGAACUUGGCUGCUGUGGCUGGGUCCUGGUCAUUGUCUCAUUCUUGUUUGCACUACUGACAUUUCCAAUUUCUAUAUUCAUGUGUGUUAAGAUUGUUCAGGAAUAUGAGCGUGCGGUCAUAUUCAGACUGGGCCGCAUCACGGACAAGAAGGCCAAGGGGCCAGGCAUCUUCUUUGUCCUGCCCUGCACUGACACCUUUGUCAAGGUGGACAUGAGAACUGUGUCAUUCGACAUCCCGCCCCAAGAGAUCCUGACCAAAGAUUCAGUGACUGUCUCUGUGGACGGUGUUGUGUACUUCCGGGUCAGCUGUCCCAUCUCCUCCGUGGCCAACGUGUCCAACGCGGACUUCUCCACCCGACUGCUGGCACAGACCACCCUGAGGAACGUUCUGGGCACUAAGAACCUGUCAGAGCUGCUGUCGGACCGGGAGGGAAUCUCACACAGCAUGCAGGCGUCCCUGGAUGACGCGACCGACCCCUGGGGCAUCAAAGUGGAGCGGGUGGAGAUCAAGGACGUCAAGCUGCCCCACCAGCUCCAGAGGGCCAUGGCUGCCGAGGCUGAGGCCUCGCGGGAGGCCAGAGCCAAGGUGAUUGCGGCCGAGGGCGAGAUGAACGCGUCCCGGGCCCUGAAGGAGGCGUCGCUGGUGAUCGCCGAGUCGCCCUCCGCCCUGCAGCUGCGCUACCUGCAGACCCUCAACACCAUCGCCGCCGAGAAGAACUCCACCAUCAUCUUCCCCCUGCCCAUGGACGUCCUGUCCCACUUCAUGUACAAGAAGUGAGAGGCCACGCCCGGAAAUGACCCAACCCCCUUCCGCGCAAAACCUCACUGAACAGCACCAUAACCGCACAGUGGCAGAUUAUCAAUCUGGACUAAUCCAGUCACCAUACUCAAGCAGGGUCCCAGUGGCUGCCAGGAUGCGUGUCAUCAAAUCCAGCUCCAGUCAACCUCAACCUAUUUCGAUUUAUUUUCAUCUUAAUUGGCAUACAAAAUUUGGAGAGAAAAAAUUAUACAAAUUGAAUAAUUAAAGCGAAUGUUCCCAUUGAAGUAUUCAUUAAAAAAUUUAUGUUAAGAUAUUUGCAUGAUCUUUCUGGAUUGCAAAGCAAAUGUGUCAUUCCUUGUUGUGCAGCACAUAAUUUUAGAUGCUGAGGUAACUAACUCUCCUGUUUGGAGAAAGGAGAAAGGACACAACAAAAAAUUACACAUAAAAAUAUUAUGCAAGUUUUGGUCAAAUGACCACCUUUAAGCUGAGUAAGGCUUGACUGAAGUUAUUUGACUGAAGCAUUGUUUCAAUUCUUAUUGAAAUAGUUAUAUUAAAAUUGUGUUUCAUCCUUUUCCUUUGUUUAAUGAAAAUGUGAACACGGUUGGCUAUAUCCUGUGAAUUCAUGGUUAUUUUAUUUUUUGUUGAUCUAAUUAUAUGUGAAAAAUGUUUAUAUAUUGCUCCAAUACUUUGUAAAUUGUAUUUUGUGAUACAUGCCAAUACUAAUAUAAACAAGACUUAAAUGCAUA
Molecule: messenger RNA, 1624 nt
Organism: Anguilla anguilla (European eel)
Lineage: Eukaryota; Metazoa; Chordata; Actinopteri; Anguilliformes; Anguillidae
Gene: stoml3b
Product: stomatin (EPB72)-like 3b
Exons: 7
Coding region: 51-896 (281 amino acids)
Cellular component (GO): plasma membrane
Source: RefSeq, a predicted model, not a curated record